AUGGAUACUCUUCUCACAGCCGAAAUUGCGGCCAACGCGCCGCGGUACCGUCGCAAGAGCUCGACAUUCAUUGACGGAAUACACGAUGUCUCUACCGAGCCGAACCACAUGGCUCCGGCCCAGCUGUACAGCACCAUGUCUGGCCGGCUCUUUCAUUCGGGUCGCAUUGCCAUCGUCAUGGUUGGGCUGCCAGCACGAGGUAAAACACACAUCUGUGUCUCUCUGUCUCGUUAUUUGCAAUGGUUGGGCGUCAAAACGCGCAUCUUCCACCUUGGCGAUUACCGUCGUGCGACCAUUCCGGGUGGCACGGUGCCAACAGACUAUUUCUUCCCAAACGCCACCCCGGCAUCAAUCAUGUUGCGCCAAAAGAUCCUGAAGAGGUGCCGGGAAGAUAUCUACUCCUGGCUCAACCAUGCCAACGGCCAGGUAGCAAUCUACGACGCCGUGAAUCCCACGGCAGCUGGUCGACGAGCGCUGGCCAAAGAGUUUUCUAGACAUGACGUCCAGACACUGUUUUUGGAGUCCUAUGUCGAUGACCAGCGCAUCCUAACAGAGAAUGCCCGAAGUGUGAAAAUAUCUUCUCCCGAUUUUGCUGGAAUGGAGCCGGAUGAGGCAGCAGCACUCUAUCUCAAGCGUAUCGGUGCCAAGAUUCCUGUCUUCGAGACAAUGGACGAAAAAGAACUCAAUUUUGUCAAGAUGAUCAACGCUGGCCAGAAGUUCUUUUACAAUAACGUUUCCUUCAACUAUCUCUCUCAUCGCAUCGUCUUCUACCUCACCAACCUGCACAUCAAGUCGCGUACCACCUUCUUUGCGCGUUCCGGUGUCGCCGCCGAUAUCCCGGACGAAGACGAGGCGUAUCGUGCUGAUCCGCCUUUGGGUUCGGAUGGCAAAAACUACGCAGUGCUCAUGUCCGAGGCGUUGCUGGCCCGCCGUGAGCAGGAGCACAGGGCCGCGGUAGCGGCGCAUCCGAACGGCGACGUACCGCCCCUACGACCACUUACCGUCUGGACAUCGACGCGCCUGCGCACGAUUCAGACGGCCGAAUACCUUAAGGAACGUGGCUACAAGGUGCGGCAGCGUCCGCAGAUGAGCCAGAUCAACCCGGGCGUGUGCGAGAGGCUUCCUGAGCGGACGCUGAGAGCGCUCUACCCAGAAGAGGUGGAGCUCCACGAACUCGACCCGUAUCACCACCGCUUCCCACGGGCCGAGUCGUACCAUGAUUUGGCUGUGCGCCUGGAGCCUAUCAUCCUGGAAUUGGAGCGGGAGCAAAACGACCUGCUGAUCAUUGCACACGAAUCUGUGCUGCGCGUGCUGUAUGCGUAUUUGAUGCACUGCAGCGCCAUGGAUAUUCCCAAGCUCAAAUUUCCGCGCAACCAGAUCAUCGAGAUUAUCCCGGCGGCCUACCAGAACGAGGCGCAAAUCAUUCGGAUCCCCGGCGUUGAAAUUCCACAGUCGCGAGCCAGCAACAGCCCGGACAACAUAUUUUUCCACUCGCCCAUGAUAGUGCACAACAGCGGCCUUCUCAGCGGUGGUGCUUCGGUGGUAGGGAGCGGGGCCGUGAGCCCGAUGCCGCAACUGUCGAGCCCGGCAGAGCUGCUGGAACCGCUGUCACUGCCGCCGCCAGGGAAGACACAGUCAGUACCGCAGUCCCAAAUCCACUCGCAGAUCCAGUCUGCCGCGCAGUCAACUACACACUCCCCGGUGGAGUCUCCUAUGUUGCAGUAUGCACCGGAACGGGUGGUAAACACUUCCAAGGACGCUGUGGCUGACAAAGUUGCGGACGAGGAUUGA
Messenger RNA from Grosmannia clavigera kw1407, 1791 nucleotides. Its product is annotated as fructose-2,6-bisphosphatase. Gene Ontology annotation, biological process: fructose metabolic process; fructose 2,6-bisphosphate metabolic process. Gene Ontology annotation, molecular function: fructose-2,6-bisphosphate 2-phosphatase activity; 6-phosphofructo-2-kinase activity; ATP binding. The record is from RefSeq and is a predicted model, not a curated record. Gene Ontology annotation, cellular component: cytosol. The transcript has 7 exons. Lineage: Eukaryota; Fungi; Ascomycota; Sordariomycetes; Ophiostomatales; Ophiostomataceae. The coding region runs from base 1 to 1791 and encodes 596 amino acids.